CACGAAUCGUAAACCCUGUGAACGUCAUCAUCCUAUCAUCACCUACUAGUUUUAUAUAUAAUAUAUAACAAGUCAUUUCUAACUCCAAAUGAGAUACGGGACGAAAGGGAUAUAGUUUGUUUUAAUAUUAUCAAGUAAGAACCGCAAUAUUGUCAUAGAGACAGCACCAUAUCCACAGAGUAUUAUCAUAUGCCCACGCGUUUUUUGAGAGCGUGGCAGACUACUUUAUCGCAUUUAUCGCAUUGCUGCUCGUGACAAGUGUCAGCUCUAGCGGCGUGUUAAUCUCUAUUCUCCAUUGAAUAUAUCACACGUCACCUCAGUGCCAGUACCAACCAUGAUGCGGCUCCUCUAACCUACUAUAUUCGACACGCCGAUCAUUGAUAUUCCCACAUAGAGGUGCACCUCUUAGCAGAAGAACGGAGCCGCCGCGGUGAGCACACAAAAGCACAGAACCUCUUGAAAUGCCGGUGCGGGGAACCCCUAUCUACCUGAUAAAAUCAACCUAGGUAUCUUACGACUGCAGCCGGUACUAAAAAGCUUCGAAUAAUUAUAUUAUUACACACUAUUCUAAAAGCAAUUGCCCGUCGUAGGUAUCAUAUGUGAGUAAUGGCAGAUUCCAAAGUAGCUAUCAUAACUGGCGGUGCAUCAGGUUUAGGAUUGGCCAUUGCUAGAUCCUUAUCUCAAAAGGGUUGGCGAAUACACGCCUUCGACUUAAAUGUAAUUGGCGAAGAUGCCUUAGAGCUUGGUCUAAACAACUGCGCUUUCCACCAAGUUGACGUCGCCUCCUGGGAUUCGCUAUCAUCCGCGUUCCAUGCUGUUUUCAAGGCCGAAGGUCGACUCGAUUUUGUCUUCGCGAAUGCAGGUGUCAUGGAAAAGGGGAAGUUCUUCGAGAGGCACAACCCAUCUUCGCCGCCACCAGAACCAGAAGAACUAUCUAUCGAUGUCAAUCUAAAAGGAGUAACCAAGACAAGUUACCUUGCUCAACAUUACUUUAGGGCAAAUGUGAACAGCGACAAGGAUUGCGUUCUCAUUAUGACAUCUAGUGUUGCUGGCAUAUAUCCUCAAUCUAUCACCCCUCUCUACUCGGCCGCCAAAGCGGGCAUAAUAAAUUUUAUGCGCUCGGUCGCCCCUGUCUUCUAUGAAGAAGACGGUAUAAGAACCUACGCCAUCUGUCCGGGGUCGGUGCGAACAAAUCUACUACCUAAGGAGCUAUGGGAUGCGUAUCCGCAGGAAUACCUAACCCAGAUGCAAAAGGUGACCACUACCAUCGAAUCGCUUAUUCAAGGUACGAAAUUUGAGGAUUCUUGGGGGCAAAAGUUCGAAGAAUCGAGUGUUGGUCUCGUCGUUGAGAUUUUUGUCGAUGAUGUGUAUUUCAGGGGUCCGCCAAGUCCCUGUAACGAUGAUAUGAAAUCCAUAUUGGAACACAUGCGUCCUAGAAAGGAGGAAAAUACAGGCAAGAAAGGGGAUUAAGUUUAGUUUUACUUGGUUCUGUUCCUCGUUAUUUCCAUACGUCCAAAUAGUUUUUUUCAGUCCUUUUCCCCCUCCCAUCCACCCCUAUCAGACCACGAUGUUAAAGAGGUCAUACCAUAUACUUUUAGUUAGUCCUCAUCCAUGAGUAACAAGCAAGGAAUGCAUUAAUGGGCCAUCACUGCGCCUCAUUGGCAAGCCUUCCGCACCUUGGAUAUUUCGUUCACUCUUAACUGACAUCGUAAUAACAAUAUUCCGUAACUAUUCCACAGUCCCUAAGAAAUAUUA
Molecule: messenger RNA, 1755 nt
Organism: Daldinia loculata
Lineage: Eukaryota; Fungi; Ascomycota; Sordariomycetes; Xylariales; Hypoxylaceae
Product: 3-beta-hydroxysteroid dehydrogenase
Exons: 2
Coding region: 607-1470 (287 amino acids)
Cellular component (GO): cytoplasm
Molecular function (GO): oxidoreductase activity, acting on the CH-OH group of donors, NAD or NADP as acceptor
Source: RefSeq, a predicted model, not a curated record